AUGGACCUCCCACCAGUGAUCACCGAUCCUUCUUCCCGCCCCCUCUCUUCCUCUUCCUCUUCGUCCCUCGCUUCGUUCUCUUCUGUUCCUGUCGGAGCCCCCGAGGCGGACCAGCUGGGCUCUGCCUCGCCGCCUUAUCUCUUCCUCGACUCGCUAUGGCUACCGUCGUCCAUUGACCUUCUAGCUGCGCGUCUCAAACUUCUUCACCUGCGGGCGGAACGGGACGCUCGGUGCCUCUCCUCAGCUUCUCCCUCUUCUUCUCUCUCUACCUCUCCUUCUGCCCAUCUAGCUGCGCGUCUAGUUUCGUCUGAUACUUGCAAAGGUGGGGGGGUGGGGCAACGAUUUGACCCUGAAGCGAGACCGGCGACAGGCGUGAAGAAGGACGAGGCGACUGGAGCUCAACUGCAUGCAGCCAUACAAGCCUUCGUAUUUCGACCGGGAAACGCCUUUCCGAAAGACGCGCUUCCUUUCUCUUCUUCGACAGCCUACCGCCCCCAGCAUGUUUCUGUGAAAGCGGAGACAAAAGCGGUAGACGCCGCACUCCGAAGCGUUGUCGUCGGACGCAGCGGCGUCGACUCCAAGCCCCGCGCAAGCGCGUCUGCAUGCACGAGCUGCCUCGGACCUGAAGACGUUGCGCGGAACAGAGAAUAUGGAGACAAAAACGGGGAGGAGAACGGUAAUGCGGACGCUAAAGACGGAGGAGGCGAAGCAAAAGCUUUCGAUGGUCCUUCCAGGAAAGGGGGAGCUUCGGGAGACGAAGCGCGCGUCUCCAGAGAGAGGUCGGAAAAACAAGACGGCUGGGCGAAGAGAGAAGAGACGGAAGACACAUGCGUUGUCCUCCCUCGGCUUAAAACUUCUCACAUCAAGGGGCGAGAAACGAUUCGAGGCCUCAACGUUCUUCUUCACUAUUCCAGCGCUCUCCCGCCUCAGAAGGAAGUGAUGGCUGCCGUCAUCGAGGCCUGCCAAACGGAGAGACACGCUAUCAUCGAGAGCCCCACAGGAACGGGAAAGACGGCAGCCCUCCUUUGCGCGGGCCUUGCGUGGCAGAGAGAAGCCCAAAGGGAGGCUCAGAGCAGAAGUAUCGGGCGCAUUAUUUACUGCACACGGACGCAGAAGCAAGCCUCGCAGGUGAUUGCAGAACUAAAGAAGAGCCCGUACCAGCCCGCUGCGGUCCAACUCGCUUCGCGCUCGCAUCUCUGUCCCUACAUGAAUCCUUCUCUCCGUUCGUUUGUCCUCUCCACCGCUUCAAGACAUCUUUCCCGAGACCGUCCUUGUUCCUCUUGUCCCUCCCGUUCUUCUUCUUCCACCUCUUCCUUCUCUUCUUCCUCUCGGUGUUCCUCUUUCUCGUCUUGUUCCUCUGUUGGCCCCGGGCCGCAUUCGGCUGUCCCUCAGAAGACCGAGGAGAGAGGAGAAGGACGCAGUGGAUGUGGGUCAGAACGCGGAGAGACGAAGAGAGAAGAUGCGUCUUUCGUCAAAACCGAAGAACGGAAUGAAGCCCUGAAGCGCCGGGGCGAGCAAGAGAACGGACGCCAGUGGCUGACGCCAAAGAGACUUCUUUGUGGCAAACAAGGCCCUUCGAGUGCGUCGCGUUCGCGCCCCGCCCGAAAAGAGAAGAAGUAUGUCCAGUGCUCUCUCGACUCGCUCCUGAUAACGGGGAAGCCUCAGGGAAGAAAGAACUUUCGGGAAGAGUCCAAGGAAACCCAGCAAGGCGAUGCUUGCGCACGAGGCGCCUGGAUCUGCGCGAAACGCAGAAGAGAGUCGCCGUCCUCAGUCGACGCCGGCAACUUCCUCCGCAAGCUUCUUCUUCUCCCCGUCUGUGAACCCUCCGACGCCUCCAUAGCCUCAGCGCCCUCGCGAUUGGUGGAGGACGACGAGUGCCGACAAUCGGGGACGCGUGUCGACACCUGGCGACGAAAAGCCGGGCGGUUUCGUGACAGAAGCGAAGCCGACGGCUUCGCGUUUCUCCUCGACAGACUUCUCGGCUUCGCCGUGGACAGCUGCGCCGCUCGCGAGAGAGCCGGAGAGACAGAGAGCAACCGAGGAGAUGGAGGAGACCGACGCAAGGUGGAACAGAUCGACGAACGAGAGAGAGAAAAAGAGAGACAGACAGAGGGAGAAGACACAGAGAGCGAGGCAGAAGUGUGCGAGGGCGGCGGCGCCUGGUGGCGGCUGAGGCGACAGCCGGAGUUGCCGAAGAGGGCGAAACUCAGUCAGGCAGAAGAGAGGGGGAGAGAGUUUGGAAGUCCUUCUCUCUCUAAGAAGCACUCCAAGAACGCCGAGGAGAGAAAUCGGCGACUCCGGGACCAUGCGCUGGAUCAGCCUGACGGCUGGCUCUGUCCGUUUUAUGUUCGGUUGGGCGAGAGACUCUUCGCGGAGCGCCUGUUCGAGCGCGCACGACCGGGCCUCGCGCUUUGCUCCCAGGCCGAGGGCGCGAAGACAGCCGUUUUCCAGGCCGAGAACGACCGAGAAAAGGAGCCUGGCGAAGCGAGCGAACGAGGUGUCGCCCCGCCGAACGCGAUACCAGCAGAAAUGACAGAGGAAGAAAAGGGCCGCUCGAAACCCGGCGAAGAGUUGAGUGACCAAGAAGGGGGCGCGAUGGACAUUGAGGAACUCGCAAGAUUUACUCUCACAUCCUUCUGCUCUCAACCGUCCGACAGGAGCGGCAACUCUGCCUCCCGCUCGAAACUCUUUGAGAAAAAGAGACAACUCUUCGCCGCUGCCGGCGCCUGUCCGUACCACGCAACUCUCGCCCUCCUUCCCAUGGCAGACCUCGUCGUCUGUCCCUACAAUUACGUCUUGGAUCCAGGCGUGGCGGCCAGCUCGAAGCUCAACGACUUGCUGAAAGGUUCGGUCAUCAUUUUUGACGAGGGCCACAACGUGGAGUCGAUCUGCAGAGACGCAGGGAGUCUCGAUUUGCAAAUGCAUCGGAUAACCGCGCUCUUUCACUGGGUGGAGGCGAUUCGGGGCUACGUGGCAAGACAACUUGCUUCUUCAGGUUUUCCACCGUCUUGCUCCGCCUCAAGAGAACCCACUCCGUCUGAAGACUUGGCUUCUGUCGCCUCCACGUCGCCGCCUCCUGAGUCCCCGCAGAGUGUCUCUUUCGUCCUCUCUGUCUCUUCAGCGCCAGGCCACGCACCAGGCGACGUCGAAACGGAGGCCAUGCGCCGCUUGGUCUCUGCGUCUCUCCCCGCUCUCCUCGACUUUCUAGGGCGCCUGAUUCGCGUGGGAGAGAAGGCGACGCGAAGUCCGGACGACCUCGCGAGGGCCAUACAGCGGGACGGAGGCGACUUGGGUGCAGAGCUGGCGUGGAGGCGACGAGGGAGGCCGUGUGUAAGUCGCGGAAGAGGAUGCGAGACUGCUUGGCAGACAGACAGGGUGCUGAACGAGAUUGGCGGAGAGGAAGCAGACACCAUGACGGUGACGCUUGGCAGGUGGGGUGGAGAGAUCAAGCACCGAGCCGUUGGGCCGGGGGUUUCGCCUUGGUCUCGGUCGUCUCCUUCGUUUCUCGCCUCCGCUUCCACGUCUUCUGUUUCGAGUGCUGCUGCACGCUUGCACUCGCGUUUCUCUGCAGAGUCUUUAGAUGGCUGUUUGGACUUCCUGCUCGAGAUGGGCGUGGCGCGCGAAGAGGCGGCGACGUACGGUGAGAAGGUGAAGGCCGCGGUGGACGAGAUUCACCGUCUGCUGCUUCUCGCGGAUCCUUUGCAGGCGUCGAACGCGACGCGAGACCAGGCAAACUGGGGAGACAGCCGCGAGAUGAGGGAACUGGAGAAGCUAGUAUACAUUUUCUCUCUCCUGACCGCGCAUCCCAACUGCUACCAAGUGCGCCUCGCUGCAAAACUGCCUGAGGAGGAGGUCGAGCGCCUUUUGCUUUUCCGUCGGGAGGCGUCGCGCGGAUCUUGUCAGCCAGCAGGGUUGUUCAGGGCCGACUCUGAGUGGAGAGAAGCCAAGGCGGAAUUUCCAGGGACAGCCGCCGGAGGGGACGAUCUCGAGCAGGAGAGCAAAAGUGCAGAGAGUGGCGAGCGCGGGCAAGACUGGAGGUUCAGGAACCUCCUGAAGAACGUGUCUCUUCACCUGUGGCUCCUCGCCCCCGCCGUCACCUUUGAAAGGAUCAGCCAACAAGCGAGGGCCGUCAUCGUUGCGUCCGGCACUCUCGAACCCAUCGAGUCUCUCAUGUCAGAGCUGGGGCCUUCCUUCGCGCGACGGCUGCUGCCCUCGCCGGUUCGGGCGAGUCACGUCGUGGCGCCUGCGCAACUUGCCAUCGCCUGUCUGCAAACGAUGCCAGUCGGAGACUCUACUUUUCACUUUCGUCGCCGAGAUUCCUCGAACUCUCAAGGCCUCGGACCUUCCUCGUCCUCUGCGCCUGCUGCGUCUCCUUCGAGACUCACCAACUCAACGCAGAGAUCGUCUUUUUCCUCGGCUUCCUUCUCGUCUUCUUCCUCUGCUCUCUGUUCUUCCCAAGGUCCACGCCUGUCGACUUCCCAGCUUGGGUCGACUCACGGCGAUGGGCUGUCGCUUUCUGCGUCCGCCUCUGUCGGUCGACCCGCGGGGUCUCCGGGGAGGUCUGUGCCGCUGGAGUGCUCGAGUCGGCAGUUGACGAAUCCUUCUUUUCUUCUGCAUCUGGGCUGGUGCAUUGUGCGUCUGGUGCAGGCGAUUCCGGGGGGCAUUCUCGUGUUCUUUCCCUCCUUCAGCAUGCUUCAGAAGGCGCAGCGGCUCUGGAGCGGAGGCUCGCAGAGGCCCGAGAGCCGGCAGCGACGCGGCGCCUCUUGGAGAAGCUUCGCCGCUUCUGCGGGACCUGCAGAGAAGAGACCGUUCGGAAGUCGAGGAAACGCAGAGCCUGACCACGCUCCGUCUGUCUGGGCGGCACUCCAAGAGCUGAAGAAGACUGUCAUCGUCGAGCGGGGAACAGAUGUCCUCGGAACCGUUUCGUCUCGCGCUUCUGACGCGUUGGGAUCCGACGCAGAGGUGCAGGAAGACUCGCGGAGGGGAACUGGAGGAGAGAGCGAGAGAGACCCCAAAGAGAUGUUUUGCGAGAGCGUCGACGAAAGAGGACACGCACUCAUGCUCGCCGUUUACCGCGGAAAAAUGAGUGAGGGCUUGUCGUUCAAUGACGCGUACUGCCGAGGCGUCCUCUGCAUCGGCAUCCCGUACCCUGCGUUGAGAGACCCGAAGAUCGAAAGCAAAAUGAAAUUCAACGACGCACUUCACGCCCUCAGUCUCUCUCCGGAACACCUUCUCUCUUGUGCUUCUGACAUGGCAACUGCGGACAGAACAACUUCCGCUCGCCCCCCAAAUGCUUCUCUCUCCUCUCCCGCGUCUCUCGCGUCUCCCGCUUCCCUCUCUUCUCUCUCUUCCUGCGGUUUUCCGCCUCAAGCGACGCGCGCCUCAGAGGCUGAGCGCGAAAAACGAACGCUUUCCACCUGUGCGGCGGAGCCCGUGAAGACCGGAGGGAAGGAGAGCCGUUGCAUGGGCAGGGAGGACGGACAAAAUCCCUUCGUCGCGACGGCCGCGCAGGCAAACGGAACGGAGAAGGACGCGAAACCGACGGCCUGGCUCGACGGCAGAAGGUGGUACAUCAUUCAGGCCUACAGGGCUCUCAACCAAGCGAUUGGGAGGUGCAUUCGGCACAAACAUGAUUACGGCGUCGUCAUUCUCCUCGACUCUCGACAUGCGUUCCCUUCCUCCUCAAAAUGCGCUUCCUUCGCACCGGCUUCUUCCUCUUUUUCCUCGCUCUCUUCCUCUCUCUUCUCUACUUCCUCCUUUUCUUCGUCUGCAGUCUCCCUUGGGAGGCCAGGCCACGGAGUCUUCCCCCAGAGGCUGCCAGAGAUGGGCGCAUCUUCUGCGCUUUUUUGUCGCUGGUUUUCCCCUCACCUGCAGAGCCUCACGAGUUGCGAGUCGCUCGUUCAAACACUCCGCGCCCACUUCUCUAUCGCCCCGCGCGUCGCCGCCCACAUGCACCUCCUUGCCGCUGCUGUCCCGAAGUCCGCCGCAAAAACUGUUUCUGCUGCAUGCACUCCUCUGCCUGCUCACGAACAGCAACGCGGCGGCAGCAUCCAGAGAGAGACUGAGGACAGUGGGUCGCGAGGGGAGAGGAAGGCGGCGUCUGUCGAGAGCGAAGCGAGAAUUGGCAAAGAGAACGAACCGGCGAGCGCAUGCGGGGGCGGACCGGGACCAAACCGAAGUCCGGACUUGAGUCAGCUUUCUUCACAGAGCGCUUUGCAGGCCUUGUCACGUUCAGGCAGAGAUCUCGUUUUUCCACCUCUUUUGGUGAGGGUGAACGACACCAAAGGAGAGGCGAGGGGAAGAGAAGUGAAAGGAGAGAACGGACAAAUGAAAAGUGAGGAGAGCGAAGGAGAAUCCACAGUAGAGACGAUCGCUGGCAUUCCUGCGUUUGCCUCUUGGCAUCGGGGCAAAACUGCCACACAGUCUUUCGCACCUGUUUCGCGAGCUGAGCUGGGCGGAGGAGACUCAGAGGUUUGCGGGAGCGGGAAAGGGGGGAAGGCGAAGGAAGAGCGAAACGAAGAACUUCAAGAGGCAACUCAACAACGCAAACCCUCUGAAGGGGAGAGAGAUCCGACGCUCAGCUGGGACGAGUCAGGCGACUCGACGGAGACAACGGAAAAAGCGAAGGCAGUCGCGGCGGAAGAAGGCGAAGGCUCAGAGGAAAACGGAGACAGAAGCCGCAGCACACAUCCAACAGCAGCAGAGGGAAUGCAGGAGGGUGGAGAACGGCUAGAAAGCAUGAAAAGAAUGAAGACACACAGUUGGGGAGAGCAAGAGGAAGAUCGGGAGGACCUGGAGGACAUCCUCGCAGCUCUCUAA
Toxoplasma gondii ME49 is the source of this 6819-nucleotide messenger RNA. RefSeq names its product helicase, putative. Gene Ontology annotation, cellular component: nucleus. The record is from RefSeq and is a predicted model, not a curated record. Lineage: Eukaryota; Apicomplexa; Conoidasida; Eucoccidiorida; Sarcocystidae. The transcript is spliced from 6 exons. Bases 1 to 6819 code for a protein of 2272 amino acids. Gene Ontology annotation, molecular function: ATP binding; DNA helicase activity; hydrolase activity, acting on acid anhydrides, in phosphorus-containing anhydrides. Gene Ontology annotation, biological process: double-strand break repair involved in meiotic recombination; nucleotide-excision repair.